GGUGCGGCCGCCGGGGCGCUGCGGCAGUUGUGCGGGCUGAGUUCCUCCGAGCGCGGCGGGAGGACCCUGUGCAACCAGAGCAAUUGCUUACGGGAAAAAGAGUAAAUAAAUAAGCGUUUGAAGAUGACAACCUCAUGGAGCGACCGACUCCAGAAUGCAGCAGAUCUCCCUGCAAACAUGGAUGGGCAUGCUCUGAAAAAGUACCGCCGGGAAGCCUAUCACCGGGUCUUUGUAAACAGAAGUUUAGCCAUGGAAAAGAUAAAGUGUUUUGGUUUUGAUAUGGAUUAUACACUUGCUGUGUAUAAAUCCCCUGAAUACGAAUCUCUUGGAUUUGACCUGACCGUAGAAAGAUUAGUUUCCAUUGGAUACCCUCAUGAGCUGCUCAAUUUUGUGUAUGAUCCUGCAUUCCCUACCAGAGGCCUGGUGUUUGAUACCCACUAUGGAAACCUGUUGAAAGUUGAUGCCUAUGGGAACCUUCUAGUGUGUGCACAUGGCUUUAAUUUCCUCAGAGGGCCUGAAACACGGGAUCAAUAUCCAAACAAAUUUAUCCAGAGAGAUGACACAGAUAGGUUUUACAUUCUGAACACGUUAUUCAAUCUACCAGAGACCUACCUAUUGGCUUGCUUAGUGGAUUUCUUUACUAACUGUGACCGGUACACUAGCUGUGAAACGGGGUUUAAAGAUGGAGACCUCUUCAUGUCCUUCAGGAGUAUGUUCCAGGAUGUCAGAGAUGCUGUUGACUGGGUUCAUUACAAGGGAUCUCUUAAGGAAAAGACCCUUGAGAACCUGGAAAAGUAUGUGGUGAAAGAUGGGAAGCUGCCACUGCUGCUCAGCCGCAUGAAUGAAGUUGGGAAGGUGUUUCUUGUCACAAACAGUGACUAUAAAUACACCGACAAAAUUAUGACUUACUUGUUUGACUUUCCACACGGACCAAAGCCUGGGAGUGCCCAUCGGCCAUGGCAAUCCUACUUCGACCUGAUCCUGGUGGAUGCACGAAAACCCCUUUUCUUUGGGGAAGGCACCGUGCUGCGGCAGGUGGACACGGUGACUGGGAAGCUGAAGAUUGGUACCUACACUGGCCCACUGCAGCACGGCAUCGUGUACUCAGGAGGCUCCUCGGACACAGUCUGUGACCUGCUGGGGGCCAAAGGGAAGGAUAUCUUGUACAUUGGAGACCAUAUCUUUGGAGACAUCCUCAAAUCCAAGAAGCGCCAGGGCUGGAGGACCUUCCUGGUGAUCCCCGAGCUGGCGCAGGAGCUGCAUGUCUGGACAGACAAAAGUGCCCUUUUUGAAGAGCUGCAGAGUCUGGACAUCUUCUUGGCCGAACUAUACAAGCAUCUGGACAGUAGCAGCAAUGAACGCCCUGACAUCAGCUCCAUCCAGAGACGCAUUAAGAAAGUGACCCACGACAUGGACAUGUGCUACGGGAUGAUGGGGAGCCUCUUCCGCAGCGGCUCUCGGCAGACCCUGUUUGCCAGCCAGGUGAUGCGCUACGCCGAUCUCUAUGCAGCCUCCUUCAUCAACCUCCUCUACUACCCCUUCAGCUACCUCUUCAGAGCCGCCCACGUCCUGAUGCCACACGAGUCCACGGUAGAGCACACGCACGUCGACAUCAACGAGAAGGAGUCGCCAAUGGCCACGCGUAAUCGCACCUCAGUGGAUUUUAAAGAUUCUGACUACAAGCGGCAUCAGCUGACCCGCUCCAUCAGCGAGAUCAAACCGCCCAACCUCUUCCCCCAGGCACCUCAGGAAAUCACACACUGUCAUGAUGAAGAUGACGAUGAGGAAGAGGAAGAGGAGGAAGAAGAGGAGGAAGAGGAAGAGGAGUAAGAAGGAAAAAGUAAAGCAUCUCUGAAGACAAACCGUGACUCUAGCAAUGAUCAGGAGCGGAUUCCUUUGUUGGGGCCCUUGGGGUGAUGGGUUGGGGGGGGUGUGAUUCUUGCAAAGGCACAUUUUGAAAGUGUCCAGAAACUUUUAACAAAUUAACACUAAUUAGGAGGAGACCCUUGUUUUCAGUUUUGCAGACGGUUCAAAAAGCUGAUGGAUUCUGCCUGGGUGGUGCAUUCAGAUUGGACUGCCCACCCGUGCUGUCAUGCUGCUCCCAUUACAUUUAGGGAUGCUGCAUGUUUCUCCCUUUUCCGUGAUGUGUUUCAUCUGAUUUUCAUUUGUACGGUGUCCUGUGAACGGUUUUUGCCAUUUGUUACAUUCACUGUGGAGAAGGAAGGGAUGUGCUGGGCCCUGCAGGAGACAAAAUGAUCCAAAUCCUCCCGCUCGUUAAGUUGCUGCCCUUAACCCUCUGCUUCUGGGUUACGAAAUCCCCCCUCCCCGUGUUAGCCAGGGUGCUGCUGUGCCUUCCAGCACUCGGUUUACCCUCUGCUUAGCGUGAGUUUCUCAGUGUAAGUGGUUGGGUCCCUCCGGCCGUCACGGAUGGCGGUGGGAUUCCAGCUCUUGCAUAGCUGCAGCUGUACACGUUUCGGCUUGUAGACGCUUGUUAUCCCCUCCCAAUGUUUCAAAGCUCUUUCAUCAGCAGCACGUGAUGCAUGAUUCCCAAUACAUUUCCCAAGCAGCUGAGCCACACACUGUGUUCUCAACUCCUGUAGUUUCAGCAGUAACUACUAACCCAGGAGCUUGAAGCUACCGCUUUAGCAUUACGUUAGUGCCUAUUACUGACCUUUCUGUCUGCUCAGCUUUAAGAAAGUGAAGCAUCUCAAAGACAAACCCAGCCACCUCCUGGCGUGAAGGGGCCUGUGGCCCACGCGUGCCCCCCCGAAGCUGGGAGCCGGCACGUCCCCCAGGACCAGCCCCACGGUGGGAGCCGGGGAGCUCCAGUCCGGCCGGCAGCUGCCCUUGGCCUUGGCCUGGCACGGAGUGAGCGGAGCCUCGGCCUCGGCCGUGGUGGGCAAGGCUGCGUCCCCGGCCAAGGAGGGCGAUGGCUGCAGGCUGCCGGGCGGGGACUGGGGGUGCCCCGUGGGGAUGGGUGAGUGGUCCUUGUGCCUGAGAGCCAGCCCAGGGAAGGUGCGGGGCCGGCGUGCAGCUGGGCAGCAGUGCCCUAAGGUUUUCCUCUGUGUCAUGGGUGCAGCCUCCCUUACUCCAGCCUCUGCCGUUCGCUGUGAAGGGAUUACAACAAGGGCCCUCUUGUAACAAAUUCGACUGUUGUUUCAGUACCAUAAACUCAUUUAAUUUUUUUUUUUUUUCCAUUUUAAAGUACCUUAGGAGAAAAUAAAAAACCACACCACCACCAUCUGAGCAGGAAAUGCUGCUGCUAUAGUGGCAUUUGUUCAAGUCAAUAAAUGAUGAUGUUUCUAAGAA
This is a messenger RNA of Tyto alba (common barn owl), 3309 nucleotides long. RefSeq names its product 5'-nucleotidase, cytosolic II (gene NT5C2). Bases 124 to 1830 code for a protein of 568 amino acids. Lineage: Eukaryota; Metazoa; Chordata; Aves; Strigiformes; Tytonidae. The transcript is spliced from 19 exons. The record is from RefSeq and is a predicted model, not a curated record. Gene Ontology annotation, molecular function: 5'-nucleotidase activity. Gene Ontology annotation, biological process: IMP metabolic process; adenosine metabolic process.